AUGAACGACUCUAUCUCUCAUCAGCUGGCCGCUCGUGCUGAAGGCUUUGGGCUUAGGGAUCCUUCUAGCUAUCGAGAUGCGGCGGCCCACACGGCUGUACCAGCUACAGAGGAAGAAUGGACAGCCCUCUUAAAGAACAACACCUCUUGUUUGAAGGGGAUUGUCAUCUCGCGACAGGGGGCUGUUCCAGAGAUGGCUCAAUAUACAGCUUUCGAAUUCGACUACGACCCCAAGGAGGGACCCCAACACGUCCAGGACGAGAAGACCGAGAUUCAAACUAUAAGGAUUGAGAACGAGAGCGAAAGUCAGGGUAUUCAUAUCGGCAUCUCUCAACAGGAGCUCGAGGUUUUCAUGAAGACCAUUGCCGCAGACAGUAGGCUAGACUUUCGGGCUCGACACGCAUCUUUUAAUCAACUUGAGCAGUCGUCCAAGACGCAGAAGAUAGAAAUCUCGCACCGGCAUCCAAAAUUUAUUCUUUUCUUGGAUCAAAGGUCCCUGGCGAUAACUGAAGACUGCAAGGCUCGGCUUACAUAUCUCAAGGGAUGUGAUGACAAGAGACAAGCUAUAGCCUUUUUAGAAGACUACGGCGAGGGAUUUGCAAUGCAGGCCACUAUUGGUGGCCGGCUUUUCCACAGUGAAAACGUCAGCAUGUUGAAAGCCAACGCUCUAGAACAGAGAGAAAACAGUUUAAAAAUUGCGGCCAAGGCAUCUUUGUCCUCCAAAGAUCCAUUGUCUAAGGGGGUUUCAACUACGUCCGGGACCCAAACACUUCACACGGACAACUCUAAGAUUAGCUCUGUAUCUGAGGGCAUGUUUUGGUGCGGUAUUGGGGGUGACCCAGGUCUACACGGGGAGCCCAGAGCGUGGAUGCUUUCCAUGAAAGAGGAUAAAUCCAGAUGGAAGGUCAUUGAGAGGAGGCACAUCGUAUCACUCCCAAUCGCGUUGGGGAGAUUCAGUGGCUUUGAAUGGGUCCCAGAGAAAUUUAGAAAACUACUAAGACCCGUGGUCCCGAGCGUGCCUCGCCUGGUCCUACCUGAUGAUUCACAUAUUGGCCUAUCAUCGUUUGCGAUCACUAGCCGGCUAACAAUCCACGGCGAGAAGGAUUGGCGUGUGGUUGCGUUUCAGGAUGAGGCAGGAUGUAUCAAAUAUGGCUUUAUUAACACAUCGGAGGAUCGACCGAUCAUAGAUGUUCUCUUUGUAGACACAAUUGCCCGUGCACGUCUCAACACCCCUCUCCUUAUAUCCCGAAGGACCUACAUAGCGGACUUAGCAAUAUAUGUCACCGAGGACGGGUUCCUGGCAGACAAAUUCUUGGAGGGAAGGACUGGUGCCUGGGAUUGUGGGUCUCUCAUUGACCAUCAAGUUCAAGUCGCCUCCCACUCAAACCUCGCCAGUUCUGCGGAUGGACUUACCGUUUGCUUCGAAGACUCGAAGGGGAAUCUGUGUCUUGUCAAUCCAGAUAAAGGCACAGAGUGCCUGAAUCACGGCAGGGACCUCAAUUCCUACCAGGAACAGCUUUGA
Molecule: messenger RNA, 1521 nt
Organism: Aspergillus lentulus
Lineage: Eukaryota; Fungi; Ascomycota; Eurotiomycetes; Eurotiales; Aspergillaceae
Source: RefSeq, a predicted model, not a curated record